CUCGCUGCCCAUCCCAAUCCCCGCCAAAUACAAUCAUACUCUUACCUCUCUUCUCCGCCAUUAAUGGCGUCAUCUGUACUCUCCUGCAACUUAGGGUUCCCUUCACUCUCCCAUCGUCGAUCCCUCCCCACCAAAUCCUCCGCAUCCAUUUCCCUCAGACCUCUUCCCACCAGAUCCCGCGCCUUCUCUCAUGGAAUCUCCUAUCCUGUUCGAAAAUCUGGGGUCUCUCCCCGGAUCUCAAUUGUGCGGGCUUCGGCUGCCUCAACCGCCGCCCCCCUCCCAGCCAAACAGUCCUCCCCAUGGCAGGGCGCGGCGCUGAAGCCCUUAGCCGCCACGAUCGCUACGGGCGUUAUCCUCUGGCUCAUCCCCGCCCCCUCUGGCGUCUCCCGCAACGCCUGGCAGCUCCUCGCCAUCUUCCUCGCCACCAUCGUUGGCAUCAUCACCCAACCGCUCCCGCUCGGCGCCGUCGCUCUCUUGGGCCUUGGUGCGACCGUUCUUACCAAGACCCUCACCUUCGCCGCAGCCUUUUCCGCCUUCGGCGACCCAAUUCCCUGGCUCAUUGCACUUGCCUUCUUCUUCGCCCGGGGGUUCAUUAAGACGGGCCUUGGCAACCGCGUGGCCUACCAAUUUGUAUCCCUAUUUGGCAGCUCUUCCUUAGGCCUUGGCUACAGCCUUGUCUUCAGCGAGGCGCUUCUUGCCCCCGCAAUCCCCUCCGUCUCCGCUAGGGCCGGCGGGAUCUUUCUCCCGCUUGUGAAGUCGCUGUGCGUGGCUUGUGGAAGUAAUGUUGGGGAUGGGACGGAGAACCGGCUCGGAUCGUGGCUGAUGCUUACUUGCUUCCAGACGUCCGUUAUCACGUCCUCCAUGUUCCUGACGGCAAUGGCGGCCAACCCGCUGAGUGCGAACUUGACUUUAAAUACUAUUAAGCAGACAAUUGGUUGGACUGAUUGGGCGGUGGCGGCGAUUGUUCCCGGCCUGGUAUCUUUAAUUGUUGUUCCAUUGUUGUUGUACCUUAUUUAUCCGCCGACGGUGAAAAGCAGCCCGGACGCGCCAAAGCUAGCGAAGGAGAAAUUGGAGAAGAUGGGACCGAUGACUAAGAAUGAGGUCAUAAUGGCAGUGACACUCCUAGUAACGGUUGGCCUUUGGAUUUUCGGAGGCGUACUGAAUGUGGAUGCUGUGACUGCUGCAAUUAUUGGCUUAUCAAUUCUUCUCAUAACUGGGGUUGUUACAUGGAAAGAGUGUUUGGGUGAGGCAGUAGCAUGGGAUACUCUCACUUGGUUUGCUGCACUAAUAGCAAUGGCUAGCUAUCUCAACAAAUAUGGUCUAAUAUCUUGGUUUAGUCAGACUGUGGUCAACUUUGUUGGCGGCCUGGGUCUCUCAUGGCAGCUUUCUUUCGGCAUACUUGUUCUGCUCUACUUCUACUCCCACUACUUCUUUGCCAGUGGUGCAGCACACAUUGGUGCAAUGUUCACAGCUUUCUUAUCAGUAGCGAGCGCACUUGGAACCCCUCCACUCUUUGCCGCUAUGGUGCUCUCCUUCUUCUCCAACCUCAUGGGAGGCCUCACUCACUAUGGCAUUGGCUCUGCACCUGUGUUCUAUGGUGCCAAUUAUGUUCCUCUCUCCAAAUGGUGGGGCUAUGGAUUUCUCAUCUCUGUGGUCAACAUAAUCAUCUGGCUUGGAAUUGGUGGUAUCUGGUGGAAGACCAUUGGUUUAUGGUGAGGUAACCCUAAUUCAAAUUUCAUUUGAUUUUAAUUUUGAUUGAUCCCAACAAAUUAGCAGUUUGGAACAUUGAAUCACUGAUUGGUUUUACAUUUCCAUGUAAAUUCUACAAUCAGAGUAAUCUUUUGGGCUGUUAUUUUGUUGUUUGAUGUACAAGUAUGUGAGAAACUGUUCUUGGUAGAUUUUUGGAAGAUUUGGCUUUCUUCCUGUCAUGUUUUCUGGGUUAUAAAAUUCUUAUUUUGAAAAAGAUUAUCGCA
Dendrobium catenatum is the source of this 1973-nucleotide messenger RNA. Its product is annotated as dicarboxylate transporter 1, chloroplastic. Gene Ontology annotation, molecular function: transmembrane transporter activity. Bases 64 to 1716 code for a protein of 550 amino acids. Gene Ontology annotation, cellular component: membrane. The transcript is spliced from 3 exons. Gene Ontology annotation, biological process: transmembrane transport. The record is from RefSeq and is a predicted model, not a curated record. NCBI's taxonomy places the organism in Eukaryota, Viridiplantae, Streptophyta, Magnoliopsida, Asparagales, Orchidaceae.